Messenger RNA from Knipowitschia caucasica, 1473 nucleotides. Lineage: Eukaryota; Metazoa; Chordata; Actinopteri; Gobiiformes; Gobiidae. The record is from the annotation of a GenBank genome assembly.
AUGUCUGACGAGCUGCUGGUUUCUCCCAGAAGACUCAAAUCCAACUCACUGGGACCUGUGGAGCACAAAGACACCUCCUCUGCUCCUCUCCCCCUCUCCUCGUCUGCUCCUCCUCCUCUCCUCCUCUGCUCCUCCUCCCCUGCUCCUCUCCUCCUCUGCUCCUCCCCUCCUCCUCUGCUCCUCCCGUCCUCUGCUCCUCUCCUCCCUCUCUCCUCCUCCUCUGCUCCUCUCCUCCUCUGCUCCUCUCCUCCCUCUCUCCUCCUCCUCUGCUCCUCCUCCUCUCCUCCUCUGCUCUUCUCCUCCUCUGCUCCUCCCCUACUCCUCUCCUCCUCUGCUCCUCUCUUUCUCUGCUCCUCUCCUCCUCUGCUCCUCUCUUCCUCUGCUCCUCCUACCCUGCUCCUCCCCUACUCCUCUCCUCCUCCUCCUCUCCUUCUCUGCUCCUCUCCUCCUUCUCUCCUCCCCCUCUCCUCCUCCUCCUCCUCCUCUCCUCCCCUCCUCCUCUCCUCCUCUCCCCCUCUCCUCUUCUCCUCCUUUCCUCCCCCUCCUCUGCUCCUCCUCCUCUCCUCCUCUCCCCCUCUCCUCUUCUCCUCCUCUCCUCCCCCUCCUCUGCUCCUCCUCCUCUCCUCCUCUCCCCCUCUCCUCUUCUCCUCCUCUCCUCCCCCUCCUCUGCUCCUCCUCCUCUCCUCCUCUCCCCCUCGCCUCCUCUCCUCCCCCUCCUCUCAUCCUCCUCCCCUCCUCUCCCCCUCUCCUCCUCUCCUCUGCUCUGCUCCUCCCCUCCUCCUCUGCUCCUCUCCUCCCCUCCUCCUCUGCUCCUCUCCUCCUCUGCUCCUCUCCUCCUCUGCUCCUCUCUUCCCCUCCUCCUCUCUCCCCUCCUCCCCUCCUCCCCUCUCCUCCUCCUCUCUCCUCCCCUCCUCCUCCCCUCCUCCUCCCCUCACCUCCUCCUCUGCUCCUCUCCUCCUCUGCUCCUCUCUUCCUCCUCUCCUCCCCUCCUCCCCCUCCUCUGCUCCUCUCCUCCCCUCCUCCUCUGCUCCUCUCCUCACCUCCUCCCCUCCUCCUCUCCUCCUCUCCUCCCCCUCCUCUGCUCCUCUCCUCCCCUCCUCCCCUCCCUCCCCUCCUCCUCUCCUCCUCCUCUCCUCUCCUCCUCUCCCCCUCCUCCUCUCCUCCUCUCCUCCCCCUCCUCUCCUCCUCCUCCUCCCCUCCCCUCCUCCUCCUCUCCUCCUCUCCUCCUCCUCCUCUGCUCCUCUCCUCCCCCUCCUCUCCUCCUCCUCCUCCCCUCCUCCUCUCCUCCCCUCCUCCUCCUCUCCUCCUCUCCUCCUCUCCUCCCCCUCCUCUGCUCCUCCUACGGUCUCUGGCACAGCUUGGUUCUUACAUCAUAUCUGGGACGCCUCCUUUGCCUCCUCUCUGCAGCUGCUCAAUAUUUCAUUUCAAUCCAAGGACAACGAUGAGAACUCACAGAAAUUGGUUUCUCUCUAA